AUGUCUAAUGAUUCUGUUUUAACAAAUGAAAAUACUAACUUAAAAAUUGAAGAAGAUUAUAAAAAUGAGAAAUUGAGGAAAAGAUGUGAACAGUUGGAAGCUUGGAGAUUGAAAAAGCAACAAGUUGAACCUCUAUUAGAACAAAAGCCAUCAUUAAAAAUUAAAGAUACAAUUGAAGAAAGACGAAAAUCAAAGAAAAAGAAGAGGAAAAAGAAGCAACAAGAACAACAACUGUCAAAAUCUUCACCAAAAACACAACAAAAUACAAUAACUAAUCAUCAAUUUUCAAAAAAUAAAACCGCAAUAUCAAUUUCUAAAAAAGCAUCAACUGUUAAACCACUUCUACGAAAACGAAUAGAAUUUGAAGGAGAAGAUGAUCAUUCCAACUUGAAAAAGAGACCAAAAUUUGAAAUACCCAAGACUGAGAACAAUGUAAUAAUAGGAGAUAAUUCAGAAUCUGUGGAUGAAUUGGAUGUUUUCAUAAAUCAACUAAAUAGUAAUAACUCAAAACCAACGUUAAUUGAAGAAGAAGUUCAAAUUUAUUCAGAUUCAGAAGAAGAUGAAAAAGAGGAAGAUUUACAAAAUAGAAUAGAUUCAAAAUUAGCCAAAUUGGGAAAUACCAAAAUACUUAAAGAAAUAGAUCAGUCUAAAAUUAUUUAUAAACCAUUUGAAAAAAUUUUUUAUCAAGUCCCAUUUGAAAUGUCAUUAAUGUCACAUGAAGAAAUAGAGCUUUUAAGAUUGGAAGUAGAUAAUAUAAGAGUCAAAAGUGAUGAUAUUCCUAUUCCUUUUACAAAAUGGUCUCAACUAAUACUACCUUCAAAUAUGAUAAAUGUUAUAAAUGAGUUAAAUUUUACAAAACCAUCACCAAUUCAAUCUCAAUUCAUUCAUAUUGCUUUAUCAGGUCGUGAUCUAAUUGCAGUUGCAAAAACAGGUUCUGGUAAAACGUCCAAGUGCAUUAGUUUUAUGUCUAACAAGAGAAGUAACAAAUUGAACAAGAAGUUUCAAAUUUUUCCAAAAAAAUGGAUAAAAAAAUUGUUUGUUGUUAUGGUGGUUCAAAUUAGUGAAUUGAAAGAGGAGUUGAUAUUAUUGUUGCCACUCCUGGUAGAAUGA
This is a messenger RNA of Lodderomyces jiufengensis, 1110 nucleotides long. RefSeq lists its product as uncharacterized. The coding region runs from base 1 to 1110 and encodes 369 amino acids. The record is from RefSeq and is a predicted model, not a curated record. Gene Ontology annotation, molecular function: RNA strand annealing activity; RNA helicase activity; ATP binding. NCBI's taxonomy places the organism in Eukaryota, Fungi, Ascomycota, Pichiomycetes, Serinales, Debaryomycetaceae. The transcript has a single exon. Gene Ontology annotation, biological process: ribosomal large subunit assembly. Gene Ontology annotation, cellular component: ribosome; cytosol.